Paramecium octaurelia is the source of this 1245-nucleotide messenger RNA. The record is from the annotation of a GenBank genome assembly. NCBI's taxonomy places the organism in Eukaryota, Ciliophora, Oligohymenophorea, Peniculida, Parameciidae.
AUUAUAUUUAUGGAUCCAAUGAACAUUCCUGCUGCUGGAUCGCGACCUUAAAAAUAGACUCUAGAUUAAGCACCAUCUGUUAGAUAAAAGUAGGAUUUUUCAAGAUAUAAAAUAGUCAACAAUAACGAUCUGAUAUCUUUGGUGUUAAUUCAGGUCCUGUGGUCUAAACACCAAGCAGACAAUAGUAACGUGCUAAAACAGAUAUCUUUGGGGUUGAAUAGAGUGCAACUUAAUCCCUUGCUUAAUCGAGAGUUGAAGUAAAAUGUUACUCUAUAAUUUCUAGACAAGAUAGACCAAAACUUAUCAAUCAAAUAUAUUUUAGGUCGAUCCCUCUGCCAAUAACACACACACAGCUAAAGAGACCGUUAAGACCUAAAACAAAGGAAAGAAUGCUGAAGCAAGACAUCAAGAUCAUGGAAAAGAUUUUUUAUUUGGAAAAAGCGGUAUUUUAAAAUAACGAUCUAUAUAUUAGAUUUUGAUGAGUAUAAAUCAAUCAAGCGAACAUAAACAUUGAAGGAAUUCAAACCAAAAGAGGAAUAUGAUCCGGCCAACAGAAGAGUAAAGGAAUUGUAUGGAAAUGAGAUAGGAAAGGAACAUUUACCAACACAAAAGGUAUAACUAGAAGAGAAAAAAGAAACAGUUAAAAAGUAAUAGAAGUAGGAUGUUGAUCCAUCUCAAAGAAAAUAAUUGGAAAAUUCAUCUAAUGUUUUUGGAUAAAAUGAAAAGAAAGUUUAUUAAUAAUAAGGUAAGUAAGAAAAGUUGACAUCUCAAAAUCAAAAAUGGUCUACUUCUACUAAGGCAGUUGAUAAUAGUGGAAAGAAUUAUGAUCCAGACACAUUUGCAAAGAACAAAAAAGAACAAGAGUUAUAAUCUAGUGUAUUUGGAGGUGAAUCAAAGCAAACACAAAGCACGGCCACCAAAUAAAAGUUAAUCCCUACAAAUUAAACAUGGCAAUAAACUGAUACUGUUAAGAAUAUGAAAGAUUUCGACCCUUCUUAAUCAUAAAUGAAUGAGAUUGAUCCCUCAUAAAAGAAGAUAGAUACCUUAAAAUCAACAUUAGAUACUCAUGAUUAUAAGGCUUAACCUGUUAAGCAUAACGAAAAGCUUAGUGUGAAAUAAUAGAAAUACAAAAAGGAUGUUUUUACAAGGGGAGGAGAUAAGGAUCAAGCUCCUUCUCAAUAAAAAUAAAAACAACCAGCCUAAUAAUAAUAAAAAGAAGUGCAUGAAUAAUCAGAUAUGAUUUGA